This is a messenger RNA of Drosophila melanogaster (fruit fly), 5905 nucleotides long. RefSeq names its product black match (gene bma). Bases 931 to 3525 code for a protein of 864 amino acids. The record is from RefSeq and is marked reviewed. NCBI's taxonomy places the organism in Eukaryota, Metazoa, Arthropoda, Insecta, Diptera, Drosophilidae. The transcript has 20 exons. Gene Ontology annotation, molecular function: ATP binding.
UUCUUACGGUUUUCGAUUUGCCAGCUGGUUGGGUUGCCUCGCAAAGUUACGCUUCCACGAAAUCAUAUUUUUUUUCGGCAAAGUUUCGAAGAGCUAAUAAGAGCAGCACAUCUGGAGGAGAGCACUCCUGGCCCAUAUUAGACAUCAAAGACGGCAACAACGGCGGCCAGAAUUUUCUCACGUUUGGAUAGUGUCGAGGAGGUGCAACGCGGUCGCAGUGGCAGCGCUGUGGGAAUAACGCCGCCGGGCGGACCAGGAGCGUUAUCUGCCGGUGUGGGAUCAGGAUCGGGAGCGGGUACGGUGGCAGCGGCAGUGGUGGCAACGGGUUCACCGGCCAGGAGUGGCCAGCAGCAGUACGUCGGUGGAGGAGGCGUGGCGGGUUCGACUGCUGUGGGCGUGGCAGGUGCAGGAGGCGUGGCAGCGGUACGACAACGUAGCGCCAGCACGGUGCUCGACAUCAAUUUGCCGCAGCGCAAAGUGUCCGUUGGCGGUGGCUUGGCCGGACCACCAUCUCCAGUUAUUCGGAAUGGUUUCAGUGUCUAUGAUCCGCCGCAAUCAUUGAUUUCCAGCCGGCACUCCAACUUUAAUGGCCAGGGUGUGGGUGGGGGCGGCACAGCAGGUGCAAUAGCAGCCGGUGGCACAGCAACCGGCGUGGGUAUAGCGACCACUAAUCGCGGACGACUGUCCAUCAGUGCAGCAUCGGGUGGACCACUCAUCGGAUCAUCAUCACAGCUAACAGGUGGAGCUGGUGCAGCUGGUGCGGGAUUAAGUGCAACGACAGGUGGUGCUAGUGCAGUUUCGGGCUCCACCCUCGGGGAACCAACGGGCGGAAGUGGAUCGGCGCCCACCAUUGGCGGCACCGCUCCCAUCCAGCCAGGACCCAAGCGACAGGGUAGCUUCUCGAAUGUCUUCUCAAAGCUAAUCGAUGGUAUGCCCGCCGGCACAAUGUUUGCCAAAUUCAAGAGCACCAAUGUGGCCGCCUCCACAGCCACUCAAGCAGUCGCCGAUGGCAAUCCCAUUACGCAGUACUUUGAAAUCGGCAAGCCGGUGGCCUGUGCCGGCCCAGAAUUGGUGUGGCGCAUCCAUGAUGCGUACCGCAAGAGCGACAACAAGGAAUGUUCGGUGUUUAUAUUCGAGAAGAAAAUUGCGGAGAAGCUGCACAAGCCGCGUCGCAAGGAGACCAUAACGGAGCUGCUAAAGAGUUCGGUGAAGACACUGGAGCGCUUCCGCCAUCCGCGGAUACUACAAAUCUAUCACACGGUCGAGGAAAGUGCGGAUACGCUGGCCUUCGCCUCGGAGCCCAUCUUCGCCAGCCUCUCGAAUGUCCUGGCCUUUCACGAGUCGAAAACGUAUGAGGCGACCAAUGUGGCGCCGGCGGCGGGUGGAGCAGCUGCGUCCCAGGCGCAGGCGGCGGCGAACACCUUGCCCCAGCGACCGGCCCAUGCCAAGGAAUACAAUUUCUUGGACAUGGAGCUGAAGUACGGCUUUCUCCAGCUGACCGAGGCACUGGCGUAUCUGCACUAUUCCGGUCACGUAAUUCAUCGCAAUGUGUGUCCAUCUUCUAUACUAAUAACCAAGCGCGGUAUCUGGAAACUGGCCGGCAUGGAAUAUGUGGAGAGAAUGAAUGAGAACGAUUUGAACAGCUCCAUUCCGUGUCCGCCAUGGAGCAAUCGGGUGUCCAAGAUGGCCCAGCCGAAUCUUGACUUUAUGGCUCCCGAAACUCAGUCAACGUCCAAGUGCAGCUUGCUCAGCGACAUGUUCUCGCUGGGAAUGGUGAUCUGUGCGGUCUUCAAUAACGGAAGGCCACUGAUUCAGGCCGGUAACUCCACCUCCAACUAUGCCAAGCAAAUGGAAACGCUGGAUGAUCUGGUCCACAAGUUGAUGCCCAGACUGCCAAUUGCCCUGCAGGAGGCCACUUCGCGCAUGGCCAGUCGGGAUGCAACCGCCAGGCCCACCGCCCAACUGCUGCAGCUCAUCAAGUACUUCAUCGAUACGCCCAUAAACGCUUUGAAAUUCCUGGACGUGGUCAACAUGAAGGACACGCAGCAGAAGUCCCAAUUCUACAAGACCACCUUGAUCGAGGCCAUGCCGAUGAUACCACGUAAACUCUGGUGGCAGAACAUCUGGCCCAUGCUCAAGUCCGAGAUCAACAAUAACGAGGUCCUUGCCGCAGUUCUGCAGCCGGUCAUGCUAUUUGUCCAGGAAGCCACGCUUACGGAAUACGACACCCUUAUGUCGGCCACCAUGAAAGUCAUCUACAAUACACCGAAAUCCAUUCAGGCCAGCGUUACAAUACUUGAGAAUUUGCAUUUGAUUAUCGAGAAGACGAAACCGGAGGAUGUCACCACAGAUAUAAUGCCCAUGUUGUUCUACUCCUUCGACGGAUCCACGAUACAAGUGCAGAGCGCCGCCGUGGUAGCCGUGGCCAAUGUGUUUGAUAGCAUCGAUGAGCUCUCCAUUCGCCGCAUGGUGCUGCCCAAGGUGAAGCAGGUGUUCGAGAAGAACAUAACCGAUCCGAAGAUUGUGCAGAACGUGCUGAUGUGCAUCGAACGGGUCAUGGACCGCAUGGAGCGGGCACAGGUCAUGGAUGAGGUUCUGCCGCUGCUGGCGAACAUUCGCAUUCCCGAUCCCGAUAUUAUCAUGCGUACUGUGCGCAUCUACCAUAAACUGUUUGUGGACAAAACCUACGGACUGACCGUGGAGACGAUGGCCACCAAUGUGCUGCCCCUGCUCAUUCCGCACACGGUGAAUCCUUCACUUAAUUUCGAGCAAUAUUGCUACCUGCUGGAGGUGCUGCAGCAAAUGCUAGAGGCCAUCGAUCGGCAGCAGAGGAACAAGUUGAAGCUGGACAACCUGUCGAUGGCCUCGCCGGAACGCCACCGCACCCUACGUCAUCAGUUCUCCACGGACAACAUGAAUGCGCCACCCUUCAAUAUUCCCAACUUGCGUAUUGAUCAACGCAAGACGUCCAGUGCCGAGGACAUGGCCCGCAAAAAUUCUGGCGGCUCCGGCAUGUUGGGCGGCUGGUGGUUCGGCUGCUCUCCAUCGUCGCCUGACAGCAAUUUCCUGCGCGUGGGCAACGUUUUCCCCAACCGGCGACUAUCGGACAACACGCUGAUGACCCCCAAGAUCCGGAUAGCUCCGUCGUGCGCCUCCUCGCCGGGCGGUACACCUGGCAGCGGGCUGCCUACGCGACGUCACUCGAGCAUUGGGCCGCAGGAGCGGCGGGGAUCCACCAUCAAUUUGUCACCGCCAACUUACGGUGCCCGCGGUAGCUCUGGAUCGAGUCUAUCGGUGCCAUCCACUUCGGUCUAUGUUAAAUCUCCUUUAUUGUACUCCCAAAAACAGGGUGGCUCCAUGCCGAACACAUCCAGCAGUGUGCCAUUCCUGCUAUCAUCCAGCAUGCAGUCGAUAAGGUCACGCCGCCAGUCCACCGUCCUGUCAUCGGGUCCACUCGGUUCCGGAUCGGGUCUACUGCAGCAGCUGGGAUCCGGAAUGUAUCAACUAUUCUCCGGACGUAACUAAAGAUACAGAAACGCAAUCAGAUAAAUACAUUCAAAAGAAUCCAAUUACUUUUUAAUGCAAUUUCGGUCCAUUUAUGAAACACCAGUAAUCAACUUAUAUUAGCGGUAUAAAUACAUUAUAUGAAAUUAUGCAAAAUUGUAAACGUAUACCAAGCGCAAGAAGCAUAACUAAGUAUUUUCAGUCGAAUCUCUAAAUGUUGUUAGCCAAUCAAAUUUGAUGUGACCAAAACAACAUAUUCAAAACCCAAAUUAAUUGUAAUUUAAUCUAAAAACCAAAGUGUCAAACACAAUCCAACACAAUCAACACAAGAACACGAACCAUUUAAAAACCAAUGAAACACUAUGCAGAAUGCAAUCAAUUCCUAGAAAUCCUAACUAUUCUCGAAUAUAUAUUUAUUGUGAAUGUUUACGCUAGGCAAAAAAUAAAAAAAAAAUACAAAAAUAUGUCAAAUAUAUACCUCUAUGUGUCAUUGAACUCGCCUAUAUCAUCAUAGUUUAUCAUAUAUAUAUAGUUUAAACCAUAUCACACUGCAAAAGAUACAGAAGCAAACAUAUAUUGCCUAUUUAUUUUGCAAACAUCGAUGAUAAAUAUAUGCAAUCAACUAAGAGAGAAUCGUGUACCUACAUACAACGUACCUAGCACCAUAGAAACCAAACUUAUCACAGAGCUUUACAGCAAUCGCAAUCAAAAAAAAAAAAAAAACAAACAAAAAAGUAAUCAAUAUGAAUAACCACGAAUACGAAAGGAACGUUUAUUUUUUGGCCAAGAACCUCGAGUGAUCCCGCCUGCGCUUUAUAGUGAUGAAUCCCACAUAAAUCUAUGUAUAUUCUAUACCCAUCAUUCAAUUCAUUCAAUAUAUACACACUAUGAUCAAACGUAAUAGAUAGCUCCAAAAAAACACCCAAAACUACUACUAAGGUGAAUAUACACGAAUCCAAUCCAAGGUCCACCGAUCCGAAAUAGAACCAGAGCCAGUAAUUACUGAAGCCGCUGUACCCGAAGGCAAUCUCAAACUCAAUCUCAGUCUCACAUUUAUAGUCAAUUUGUAUAGUUGGGCAGCUAUAUGCGUAAAAGUGUGGUAAUUGGUAAUGGUAAACUCUUGAAACUUUAUACAUAUAGUGAAGACUCACCAGUGUCAUAGAUGUAUUCAUUACGUAAACGGCAAUUAAAGCGAUUAUUAUCAUUAUUGUUGUGCUAUGUUUAGCGGAGUAGAAGUGAAACCCGAAAAAAAAUAUGAAUUUAUAUAUGUAUACAAAACGCAGCAGCAGCAGCAGGACGAACUCUAUCUAGGACACAUUAAAAACCACUCUACUUUAUAUACACAUACUCGAAUGAUAUGAAUAAAAGUAUGAAUUACACGAACGGGAACGGGACAAUCAAAAUUCAAGCGACACUAAAACUAAUUCUAUAUCAACUAUCAACUAACAAACAAUUGCAAUUUUAAGUUACGUUGUUGUCGUUCGUUGUGUUUGUUCGAUUCGUUGGAUCUGCGUUUGGUUAAUGCCAGCUAAUUUGAUCCUGAAACUCCAGCAUAUCCUUGCCAUGCACCUGAAAUUGCUUUGCAUUUUGUUCGGUCCGAAUUUGUUGUUUAUUUAUUUCACCUUAGACAAGCAUAUCGAUAUGGUUUACUAGCGUUUAAUCGUACGUAUAUAUAAUUAGAUUUACUUAAUUUUAAUUAAUGUUUACGCGACAAGACAGAAACCUAAACACAAGAAACAAAAAAAAAAAUUUAAAAAUGAAAAAAUUAAAAACAAAAUCUAAAUCAAAGAAAAAGGGGAAAACCAAAAGCUCAAACUGGACUGAACAUUUAAGAGUUAUAUUAUGUACAUUAUUGAAUUGCAUUUGAUUGUGUGAAGAUCGUUUUAGUGCUAGUAACUGCGCCUAAAACAAAAGGGUAUUAUAUUUGUAUUCGAAUUUGUAUGUAAUUCUGAUCGUAUGUACGUUAUGUUAUCGUAAGUGUACCAUCCUAGAUCCUCUAAUGAAUUGAAUUGAAAUGAAGCCAACUCUGUCUCUUGUGAUUCUAUUGUGAUGCUAUGGGAGUCAAGCAGCACUCAACUGUUUUUAUGCCUCUUAAAGUUUAAAACAAAGCUAAUCGUAGCAAAACCUAAAACUAAACUACCUAUCUCUACACUAGUCUAUGCAAUGCUAAUUGGCAGCCCCAACAAUUGAAAACAAUCAUGCACAAUAAAUGUUAUGCAAUUGAGAGAAUCCAAAGGCCAAAGACCCACAACUUUUUCUUACACUACUCGAAGUAAUUGUGUACAACUAAAGGAAUUCUAGAUUUUAAAUGUGCUAAAACUGUUUAUAGUCAAGUACUUAAUUAAGAGUGUAAUUAUCAAAUAUUAAUACGUACAAAGGUUGGGGCAUUUGGCAUAGUAAU